Messenger RNA from Sitophilus oryzae (rice weevil), 1797 nucleotides. RefSeq lists its product as uncharacterized. Bases 1 to 1797 code for a protein of 598 amino acids. The record is from RefSeq and is a predicted model, not a curated record. The transcript has a single exon. Lineage: Eukaryota; Metazoa; Arthropoda; Insecta; Coleoptera; Curculionidae.
AUGAAGAGGGUAUUCUCAUCUACUCAGGCAAAUCGCCUUUACACCAGGAUGGAGAAAAAUUUUCUUCGUGAGAGGAUUCAUACAUCUAGACGAGACUUAGCAAAGGUAGACAGGGAAUUGAUCGACCUAUUUUAUAUCCUUACCGCCAACAUGCAACCUGUAGACUGGGACAAGAUUGACGGAAUAACAUACCAAAAUAUGCAAAAUGAAUUGGAAAGAACAUCAGCUCGCCAGAAGAUCAAAUAUGAAAAACUGCAACCAAAAACCAAGCCGGAAUAUAGGAUAUCUCUUGAACCUGCUCGAACCGUGGUGAAUCUCACAGAUAAGACCCUUACGACAUCAGAAGUAACAUUAUUAGCGAAGGGAGGAAACUUUGCCAUAACACCGAAAGUGGUUCCAGUGGAAGACAUUAUUGCCGGAACAGAAGCUGCCAUACGUAACCUUCCUAACAGUAUCGCAGACGAAAUCCGAUUUGAAACGGUCAACAUAUUGAGAACUGCUAAGGCUCCAAAAAGUAAUCUGUCUAGGGAAGAACAUCAGGCUCUAAAAUCGCUGAAUGCUGACAAGGACAUUCUGGUCUUACCGGCAGACAAGGGGAAUGCUACGGUAGUAAUGAAGUCUGAGGAUUAUAGGUCCAAAAUCGAGGAUCUACUGGAGCCCCAGACUUAUAAGUUACUGAAGAAGGAUCCUACUGCCUUAAUUGUCAGAAACACCAACAGACUCAUCAAGGCCUCCUCACUCCCGGAACAUCUGAAAUCAAAAUUAAUUAACUCGGAAGCUCAACCACCACGCCUUUAUGGACUACCAAAAAUUCAUAAAGCUAGUGUCCCACUUAGACCGAUAGUGAGUGCUCCAGGAUCGCCUACUUACAACUUAGCUAAAUACUUGACUACGAUCCUACAACCGAAAGUCGGCAACACAAACUCUUAUGUGAAGGACUCAACGCAUUUCGUCCAAAAGCUAAAAGAUAUAAAACUGGAACCAUCUGACAUCAUGGUAAGCUUCGAUGUGGUAUCUCUAUUCACGAGAGUACCCCUAGGCGAGUCAAUGGAUCUAAUCAAGGAAUCAUUCCCACCUGACAUCGCGGAGCUCUUCCGAGUGUGUCUGACUGGUAGCUAUUUCUUAUGGAACGGCAAUUACUACGAACAAACAGAAGGUGUCGCAAUGGGUAGCCCAAUCAGCCCAAUAAUUGCUAAUUUCUUUAUGGAGAGAUUUGAAGAAAAAGCGCUAGAGUCAUCCGUUCUGAAGCCCGCUGUAUGGUUUCGUUAUGUGGACGAUACAUUUGUGGUUUGGAAACAUGGACGUGACAGCCUAGAUGACUUCCUUCAUCACCUUAAUUCGCAGAGCCCGAGCAUAAAAUUUACCAUGGAAACCGAAGUAAACAACCAACUGGCCUUCCUCGAUGUGCUUGUCAAGAGAAAUGGCGACCUUUUGGAUCACACCGUGUAUCGAAAACCCACUCAUACAGACCGGUACUUACACAAACUAUCAAAUCACCAUCCAAGCCAAAAACAGGGGAUUAUCGGAACAUUAGCAAAUAGGGCAAGACGUAUCUGUGCUAAUGAACACAUCCAAGAGGAACUAAGUCAUUUAAAUAAAGCCUUUCUUGCCAAUGGCUAUAAUGACAGAGAAAUAAAGGCGGCGCUGGCACCUAGGCAGAGGAGACCUGACGCCAAUGAACAGGAAAACAUCAUUAAUAAGGCCUUCCUUCCAUAUGUUUCCCAGGUCACCGAUAGGAUUGGUAAAGUUCUCAAGAAGCAUAACAUCAAAACCAUAACAAACCUACCCGGAAAAUAA